AUGGCUACUGCUACUUCUUGUUGGAUUCUGUUCUACUUGGUUGUAGCCAGUUUUGGCGAGUACUGCAUGGCUAGCCAGAUUGGUUUGGGUUCAAAACUGCUGGCUCGUGAGGACCGAGCAUGGAUGUCGGAUAAUGGCACGUUUGCUUUUGGGUUCACUCCAGAGGAUGGACGUGAUGAUCAGUUUCAAAUUGCUGUUUGGUUUGCAGAGCUUCCCGGAGAUCGAAUAACAGUUUGGACAGCCAGAGACUCUCGGCCGGUCACCAACAACGCAAUCUUGGAGCUCGACACCACUGGAAACCUUGUCCUCAUCGACGGCGACACCACCGUCUGGAUGUCCAACACCUCCGGCGCCAGCGUCCAAUACGCGGUCAUGUCAGAGACCGGCAACUUCAUCCUCUACGACAUAGAAAAGUACACUGCGUGGCAGAGCUUUUCACACCCAUCUGACACUCUCCUCCCAAACCAACCCCUAACAGUCUCACUAGAGCUGACGACAUCUAAGUCAGCUUCACACGGUGGCUAUUACUCCCUCAAAAUGCUUCAACAACCCACUUCACUGAGCCUUGCAUUGACCUACAAUUUGCCUGAAAGUUAUGUAAACUUGCCGGAAUCUUACGCCAACUAUUCCUACUGGCAAGGACCCGACAUCUCAAAUGUGACCGGAGACGUUGUUGCAGUCUUAGAUGAAGCAGGCAGCUUUGGAAUUGUUUAUGGGGAAUCAUUGGAUGGUGCUGUCUAUGUGUACAAGAAUGAUGGUGAUGAAAAGGGAUUGUCAGCAGCAUCGAACCGAUCAACCAGGUUGGCCGUUCUUCGAAGAUUGACACUUGAGACGAAUGGGAACAUACGUUUGUAUAGAUGGGAUGAUGAUAUAAAUGGCUCACGCCAAUGGGUGCCAGAAUGGGCUGCAGUUUCCAACCCUUGUGACAUUGCAGGAAUUUGCGGUAAUGGGAUAUGUAAUUUGGAUAGGAGCAAGACUAAUGCUUCUUGUACAUGUUUACCGGGGACGUUUAAGGUAGAAGGCGGUAGUCAGUGCUCGGAGAAUUCGUCGUUGAUAGGAAAAUGUGAUUCGCGGAAUGAAAAUUCGACGUCGACCCUGUUUCGGAUGUCAAUGGCGCAGCAAACCAAUUAUUAUUAUUCGGAUUUUUCGGUGAUAGCAAAUUAUAGCGAUGUUGCAACGGUGUCGAAGUGUGGGGAUGCUUGUUUAUCAGAUUGCGAGUGUGUUGCUUCUGUCUAUGGGCUCGAUGCUGAGAAGCCUUACUGUUGGGUGUUGAAGAGCUUGGAUUUUGGUGGGUUUGAGGACGCUGGCUCAACCCUUUUCGUGAAGGUUAGGUCUAAUGGUUCGAACACGCCAGAAAGCAAUUCUGGGGGUUCUUCGGAAGGGUCCGGGAGUAGUACGCGAGAGAAGGUUUUGGUUAUUCCUAUCGUGCUUAGCAUGACAUUUCUCAUUGGGCUACUUUGUUUGUUAUUGUACUACAAUGUUCAUAGAAAAAGAGCUUUAAAGAGAGCCAUGGAGAGUUCCCUGAUCUUGGAAGGUGCUCCGUUGAAUUUCGGCUACCGUGAUUUACAAAUCCGGACGUGGAAUUUUUCCCAGUUGCUUGGAACAGGGGGAUUUGGGAGUGUAUAUAAAGGAAGCCUAGCAGAUGGGACUUUGAUCGCAGUGAAGAAACUAGAAAGGGUGUUGCCUCAUGGAGAGAAGGAAUUUAUAACCGAAGUGAACACUAUAGGCUCCAUGCAUCACAUGAACUUGGUUCGACUCUGUGGAUACUGCUCUGAGGGGCCACAACGGCUUCUAGUUUAUGAGUUCAUGAAAAACGGGUCCUUGGACAAAUGGAUCUUUCCUUCGUAUAAUAGCCGAGACAGGCUACUAGAUUGGUCAACUCGCAUCCAUAUAGCUGUUGCUACUGCACAAGGGAUUGCAUAUUUCCAUGAGCAGUGCAGAAAUCGAAUAAUCCACUGCGACAUCAAGCCAGAAAAUAUUUUGCUAGACGAGAAUUUCUGUCCUAAAGUGUCUGAUUUUGGACUCGCUAAGUUGAUGGGAAGAGAGCACUCGCAGGUUGUCACCAUGGUCAGAGGAACAAGAGGCUAUUUGGCUCCAGAGUGGGUUAGCAACCGCCCCAUCACUGUAAAGGCUGAUGUUUACAGCUAUGGAAUGCUGCUUCUAGAGAUAGUUGGGGGGAGGAGAAAUCUUGACAUGUCUUUUGAUGCUGAGGACUUCUUCUAUCCCGGAUGGGCUUUUACGGAGAUAACAAAUGGGACACCAAUAAAAGUUGCAGAUAGGAGACUAGAAGGUGCAGUAGAAGAAGAGGAGCUCAUAAGAGCACUAAAAGUUGCAUUAUGGUGCAUUCAGGAUGAGGUCUUCAUGAGACCUUCAAUGGGAGAAGUGGUAAAGAUGUUGGAAGGAUCAAUUGACAUCAACAUGCCGCCAAUGCCACAGACGGUUCUGGAGCUGGUUGAGGAAGGUCUGGAUCAUGUAUACAGAGCAAUGAAAAGAGAGUUCAAUCACUACAGCUCCUUCACAGUCAAUACCAAUCCUUCGACGUCUCAUGCUACAUGUAGUUAUUCCACAAUGUCACCUAGAUAGUGAAUGUAAAGCAAAGCUUCUUUCUUCUUUUUUUGGAAUCAUGAAAUCAUGGUAUACUGCUGAUUGGCAAAUAGUUUCCCCAAAGUUGGCCAA
Molecule: messenger RNA, 2676 nt
Organism: Corylus avellana
Lineage: Eukaryota; Viridiplantae; Streptophyta; Magnoliopsida; Fagales; Betulaceae
Product: Protein kinase superfamily protein
Biological process (GO): recognition of pollen; protein phosphorylation
Molecular function (GO): protein serine/threonine kinase activity; ATP binding
Source: RefSeq, a predicted model, not a curated record